Molecule: messenger RNA, 375 nt
Organism: Opisthorchis viverrini
Lineage: Eukaryota; Metazoa; Platyhelminthes; Trematoda; Opisthorchiida; Opisthorchiidae
Exons: 1
Source: RefSeq, a predicted model, not a curated record
AUGACGUAUCCUUAUACACGUGACUAUGAAGCCUCGGCACAUGGAGACAUGACUCCUGAAUCCAAUCUGGAUCUAUUCAUGGAAUUUUUGAACUGUGUUAUGGGGCAGGAUUUCGGACAAGCACUCGUUUUAUGUAAACAGUUGAUGGAAGUGGAACCAGGAAAUCAGGUCGUUAGAGAGUUUCUCCCUUUGUUAUCAGAAGCAAACACAAUGAAAGAAAACGGUUAUUUUCAUGCAGAAACGGAUUCUGAAGACUAUUUUAGUGAAUCAGACAGAGGCGAAGAGGACCAUAGCACGCAGUCUUCCUCCAGCAGUUCGGAAAGUUAUGAAUAUUCAACCUCAGAUUCGGACAGUCAUGGUAAUCGCCACAAGCGG